UUUAAUGUAAAAACAUCCACGGGCGGCUCUAUCAAUAAAAAAGCUGAAAUAUUGAAAGAAAUAUUUACAAUGUCGUUUUUGGUGCAAAGUGUGCGCCAUGUCCUACGCCACACGACACAACGGACCACAUUGACAGGUGCAAUGCGCGCGUUAAGCCUUUCCCCCGGCAUGCAUCAGCAAAAUAAACCAGCACCUGUCGUUGAUGUAGCUGCUAUAACAAAGGAUCAGCAGAAGGAAUGUCAGUUGAUAUGUGACAGAAUCAACCAACAAGUGGCAAAAGCUGAGCAAGGUAGACUCUUUGCUGUUGUGCACUUGUGUGGCAAGCAAUUUAAAAUUACACCCGGCGACAUAAUACUAGUGGAAGGGUACUGGCCGCCGACUAUAGGAGAUGAGAUAAGCCUGGAUAAAGUGCUAUUGGCUGGGGCACGGGAUUUUACAAUAGUUGGACGACCUAUUUUGGAGCCGGGCUUGGUGACGGUCAAGGCAACAGUCAUUGAGAAAACGUUGACCCACACGAAAACACAUUUUAAGAAGAAACGCAGGAAGCAGUACAUGCGCAUUAACUUCCAGCGCUCUCCCAAUACAAUGAUCCGGAUUAACUCCAUAGAAGUCACACAGACAGUGGACGGGACCAGUAAGGCUAAAGAGGACUUGUCAAGGCGCCUGUUUUAGUUGUGAGCGCUAUAUUUAGUUCGUUAUGGUAAUAAAUAAAAACACUAAAUCAAAACUUA
Messenger RNA from Scaptodrosophila lebanonensis, 731 nucleotides. RefSeq names its product 39S ribosomal protein L21, mitochondrial (gene mRpL21). NCBI's taxonomy places the organism in Eukaryota, Metazoa, Arthropoda, Insecta, Diptera, Drosophilidae. Gene Ontology annotation, molecular function: structural constituent of ribosome; RNA binding. The transcript has 2 exons. Gene Ontology annotation, biological process: translation. The record is from RefSeq and is a predicted model, not a curated record. Bases 70 to 672 code for a protein of 200 amino acids. Gene Ontology annotation, cellular component: ribosome; mitochondrial large ribosomal subunit.